Malaclemys terrapin pileata is the source of this 3220-nucleotide messenger RNA. Its product is annotated as carnitine O-palmitoyltransferase 2, mitochondrial-like. Lineage: Eukaryota; Metazoa; Chordata; Testudines; Emydidae. Gene Ontology annotation, biological process: fatty acid beta-oxidation. The transcript has 4 exons. The coding region runs from base 1007 to 2623 and encodes 538 amino acids. The record is from RefSeq and is a predicted model, not a curated record. Gene Ontology annotation, molecular function: carnitine O-palmitoyltransferase activity. Gene Ontology annotation, cellular component: mitochondrion.
AUGACACGGAUUAGGAAGCAUUUAAAUGAAGACCGGAUUGUAAAUGGGCUAUUAGAAUUCACACUCAUCUUAAAACUUGGCAUACAAGUUCCAAGCACAGCAUUACUGUUAUUUUCACAAUAUUUCAUUAACAUGUGUCCUGCCUUUUUUUCUUUGAAGUUUGCUUCUAUAUUGAAGAGUCACUUUGUUUAAAAAAAGGGGGGAGGGGGCAUUUUGUGUUCCAUAUUUAUUGGCUCUCAGUGACUCCAGAUUAGAUUUGCUCACUUUUCAAGUAAAAAGAUAUUUUUAAAUGCCAGCCCUAAAGAUUCUUACUAAAUCUUAAAGCGAGCUGUUUUUUUUUUUUCUGGCUCAUGACCAUUAAUAAAGUUCCAUCUAUCUGUUUUGCCAUCAGUCCUCUGAAGUGUCACAAGUGCAACUGAGGAUAAAGUUUGGCUUGACAAUUGGAACUUGCGUUCUUAAAUGUCUGUAGGAUUAGAGCAGGGGUCGGCAACGUUCGGCACGCAGCUCGCCAGGGUAAGGUAUUUAAAAAUGAUAAGGCUAUAAAUCAUCAUCGCUCACCUGCGCCACUUCUCGCUGCCCCCAUUGGCCCGGGACGGCGAACCGCAGCCAGUGGGGGCCGCGAUCGGACGAACCUGCUGCGUCAGCAGGUAAAUAAAACUGGCCCAGCCCGCCAGGGUGCUUACCCUGGCGAGCCGUGUGCCGAACGUUGCUGACCCCUGGAUUAGAGCCUUAGUUUGGAACCCUACAUAUCUUGAAGAAAGAGUUCUUAAUCUAUUUUUAACCUACAGGAGGGUCAAGCUCAGCAAGAGUUUUCCCAUGUUCCCUUGCUUUAUAGAAAUUAUUCUACAAGUAGGUCAUGCAAGGACCACAUCUCUUGUGAAUCAAAAAUACUGAAAGAAUUGCCAGGGAGUUUGAAAAAGGAGUGGGCAGGAAGUUACACCGAGAUCUUGUUGAAUUCGAUAAAAAGAAUAAGCAUACAAGUUAUAUAUCAGAUCCCUGGUUUGAUAUGUAUCUCUGUGCCAGAGACCCUGUUGUUUUAAACUUCAACCCUUUUAUUUCUUUAAAUCCUGAUCCAAAAGAAGCAUACAACAGCCAGGUAGUGAGGGCAACAAAUCUGGUAGUAUCAUCAAUAAAAUUUCUUAACUCUCUAAAUAAUGAAUUUUUACGGCCAGAUAUCUAUUAUGUCAAUCCAAAAUGGAGCCAGAGUAGGCUCUUCAAAAGGUUUAUCAGCCUUCUUCCAACUUCUGUGUCUUGGUAUGGAGCUUAUAUGGUAAACGCAUAUCCCUUAGAUAUGUCACAAUAUAAGCGUCUCUUCAACAGUUCCAGAAUUCCUAAAUUAAACAAAGAUGAACUGUUUACUAAUGAAUGGGGAAGACAUUUGUUGGUGAUGAGAAAUGGACAUUUUUAUGUUUUUGAUGUUUUGGAUCCUGAUGGUAAUAUUCUGCAUCCAUCUGAAAUCCAGGCUCAGUUAAUUUAUAUUUUGCAAGAUGCAGAUCGCUUGCCUGAGUUUUCCCUUUGUUAUCUCACCACAGAAGACAGGAAUACUUGGGCAGCAGUAAGACAACAGCUUCUCGAAGCAGGCAAUGAAGACAACUUACAAAAAAUUGAUAGUGCAGUUUUUUGCCUAUGCUUAGACAAUAUUUCCCUAAAGAAUGAUACUGAGCUGUCACAUUGUAUGCUUCAUGGACGUGGUUUUAAUCGUUGGUUUGACAAAUCCUUUAGUCUGAUUAUCACUAGUGACGGCACUGCAGGGGUAAAUUUUGAGCAUUCUUGGGGAGAUGGAGUUGCAGUACUUCGUUUUGUUAAUGAAGUAUAUAGAAACAGUACAAGGCACCCAGCUAUUGUACCACAUUCUAGUCCUGCUGCGUUAAGUGCUACCAAGUGUGAGAGACUGGAGUUUAAAUUGAAUGAUUCAAUCCAAUCUGCUAUAAACUCUGCACGUAUGAAAUUUGAAGAAACAAAUGAGAAAAUAUCUGUGAGAAUGUUUGAAUUCAGAAAGUUUGGAAAAGAAUUUUUAGUGAAACAAAAGCUGAGUCCAGAUGCUGUUUUUCAACUUGCAUGUCAGAUGACUGCUUAUCGACAGUUUGGAAAAAUUAUUUCUUCUUACGAAGCAUGUAGCACUGCUGCUUUUAAACAUGGCCGCACGGAAACUAUUCGACCCACAUCUAUACUAACAAAACAAUGUUCACGUGCAUUUGUUGAAGAACGAAGCAAACACAGUGUAGCAGAACUGAGAAAUAUGAUUGAUGAAUGUUCAAAAUAUCACAGACGGUUGCAACUGGAAGCUGCAUUAGGUAAAGGAUUUGAUCGCCAUUUGUUUGCAUUAAAACAUCUUUCAGUGUCCAGAGGUGAUCCUAUGCCUGAACUUUUUCUUGACUCAGCCUACCAAAAACUAAACCAUAUUAUCCUUUCAACUAGUACAUUACACAGUCCUGCAGUUCAUCUUGGUGGAUUUGGGCCAGUGGUGCCAGAUGGUUUUGGAAUUGGAUAUAAUGUAUUUGAUACGUGGGUAGGAUGUAACACAACUGGCUAUUUAAAUAGAGAACUACAAGAAUUUCUUAGAUGCCUUGAGUAUAGUUUAACUGAUAUUUUAGAUGUUUUAGAAGGAAGACCUCUUGUGUAAUAUUGGCAAUAUUAGCAAUUAUUUUAAAACUAAUUUCUGACCCAUAAAAAUAACGGUGCAAAAUCAACAGCAAAAAUCUAAUAAUGAGAAUAAGCUAUUGGGAAAUAUACUUUCUACAUCUGUAGAAAGUAACUAUAAGAGAAAGGGAAACUCUGAAACCUUUAUUAGUGGACUGACAAGAUAAUGUUAAAAUGUUAUUCUGUUUUUGUCCCUUUUUUUUAAUUAUUACUAGUUUUCAACAUCCAUUAAGGCCUUUAAGAAUGUUUUUUCCAUAUAUUUUCCAAACUCUUCCUAUUUUAAUGAAUCCCUUAAUUUUAUACUUGUUUAUUCUUUUUUAUAUUCUGCUUAUUAUUUAUUUUUCAGAGGGGUAUUGUUUGGUUGGGUUUUGUUUUGUUUGCUUUGUAUUGUUAUACUGUAUUAUGUCUUCAUGGCUAUGCUUGUUCAAACAAGAUUAUAAAAUACAAGUUUAACGUCUUAACUACAGGAGACAAAUUUUCAUAACUGUGCUGCAGUUAUAGUGGAAGCCGAACUUUUUCUUAUAUUUUAUGUACAUUAAUGUGGAAUUGAUGUUUCUGUUAUAAAUCCUGAUUUGCUUUG